Molecule: messenger RNA, 1336 nt
Organism: Ochlerotatus camptorhynchus
Lineage: Eukaryota; Metazoa; Arthropoda; Insecta; Diptera; Culicidae
Exons: 2
Coding region: 377-1318 (313 amino acids)
Source: RefSeq, a predicted model, not a curated record
AGAUGUAUUCGAUGACAUUGACCUUGAAUUUUAAUUUUUAAUAUUUGAUCCAAGAACUAUCGCCAGGUGUGCUUUCCUUUGGAUGAUGAGUGGAGACAAUAGUAAGUCUGUGGCCUAUGACAUCCAAGGUCAUAUUAUGAACCAAGAGCACGAAGUAUAUCGGUUUAAGAGAAUAGUGAAGCAUGGCUCGGAAAUAUGUUAUUAUAUUUGAGAAACUCGCUGCACUUUCUUCUGUGACCGACCAUGCUUGACCACACGACAAAGCUCUAGUAUUGCUUUCUAUAAAACAUAGGUCAAUUCGUAAUCAGCAAUCAUUUACUCAUUGAUCGUUGGUGGUUUUGGUGCACAGCAGAAGUGAUUUGAUUGAUUUUUUGCAAUGCAUCGACUGAAAACUUUACUAGUGAUUUGGUUUAGUUGUGCAGUGGCAGAUUAUGUGGAAGAACGUGAAUUCAUACCAUCAGCCAGCAUGGAUACCGAAGACGGAUGGCGUGUGAUGCAAGGUCCUCUAGCAGAAGAACUGAUCGCCAGUGAUCCCCAAUUGUACUUAUCGUUUCCUAAACUCGAAAAACAGUCCAAUGAAAUCGGCAAAGAUUUUCUGAACAAUGAUGAAGAAUUCCGCAUUCAGGUGGCUGAUUUGAAAGUUGAAGAAAAAUCGCCAUUAGUUCAUGACAGUGAUAGUUUACCAGUUGCAUCGUCGCUAGUUGUCACAGGUUCCAAGCAAGCUGGGAAGGAAGCACUUAUGUCACCACUAAAAAUGGUAAAAUCUCCUCCUUCAUUCAAGGAAGAUGGUUUGAUUAAAAAACCAUUCUUAUUUCGGAACAAUGCAAUUUACCCACCGUACUCAUCGCAGAAGUUUGUCAGAGAACCUCUAAUGGACCGUUUUCCUUACUACGACAUGCUGCCACAAAACACAAAUUUGAGGAACUACCAAUCGUUAGCUCAGUUGGAAGAUCCAAUUUACUUACCUUCCUUCGAAUAUCGUACUGCUCCAAAGUUUGUACCGUAUCGUCAAAUGCCAAUGCUGGAUAACUCAGUGGAAUACUACGAAAUCGACAAGAAUGCACGUCCUAUAAUAUUGAAAGAAGAAAUUUCAUACGAAGAUACUCCAUCUUUUGUUUCGUCUCGAUUUCCCCCCAUGCCUCGUCAAAUGAUGUUUCCAAGUGGAAGCAUGAUGCAAAAACCUUACUUCAAAGGUCCACCACUUCCCAUCUCAGUGAAAACGAGGAAAAUCAUGAAGAAACCGAAACGCAGCAUGCGAACCUUUAGUAGGUCUUCUUCUAGGGGUAUUCCGAUUGUUCGGGGUCGUUUUAGAGUUUAAUGAUGUUGUUGUAGAGUG